Hemiscyllium ocellatum (epaulette shark) is the source of this 312-nucleotide messenger RNA. RefSeq names its product histone H4-like. The record is from RefSeq and is a predicted model, not a curated record. The coding region runs from base 1 to 312 and encodes 103 amino acids. Gene Ontology annotation, biological process: nucleosome assembly. Gene Ontology annotation, molecular function: structural constituent of chromatin; DNA binding; protein heterodimerization activity. The transcript has a single exon. Gene Ontology annotation, cellular component: nucleosome. NCBI's taxonomy places the organism in Eukaryota, Metazoa, Chordata, Chondrichthyes, Orectolobiformes, Hemiscylliidae.
AUGUCUGGAAGAGGUAAAGGAGGCAAAGGCCUGGGAAAAGGCGGAGCGAAGCGGCACCGCAAAGUGCUCCGUGAUAACAUCCAGGGUAUCACGAAACCAGCCAUCCGGCGCCUGGCUCGCCGUGGCGGGGUCAAGCGCAUCUCGGGCUUGAUCUACGAGGAGAUCCGCGGGGUGCUGAAGGUUUUCCUGGAGAAUGUGAUCAGGGAUGCAGUCACCUACACUGAGCACGCCAAGCGCAAGACGGUCACCGCCAUGGAUGUGGUGUACGCUCUGAAACGCCAGGGCCGCACUCUCUAUGGAUUCGGCGGGUGA